AUGUAUGCUGAAAAUUUCAGAUGCAAGACAAAAGUCUACCCUGAUGAACUCCCAAACACAAGCGUAGUCAUUGUGUUCCAUAACGAAGCCUGGAGCACUCUUCUUAGAACUGUUUACAGUGUUAUAAAUCGUUCUCCACACUAUCUGCUUUCUGAGGUCAUUUUGGUAGAUGAUGCCAGUGAAAGAGAUUUUCUCAAGCUGACAUUAGAGAACUACGUGAAAAACUUAGAAGUGCCAGUAAAAAUUAUUAGGAUGGAAGAGCGCUCUGGGCUAAUACGUGCCCGUCUUCGAGGAGCAGCUGCUUCAAAAGGGCAGGUCAUAACUUUUCUCGAUGCUCACUGCGAGUGCACCCUAGGAUGGCUGGAGCCCUUGCUGGCCAGAAUAAAGGAAGACAGGAAAACAGUUGUAUGCCCCAUCAUCGAUGUGAUUAGUGAUGAUACCUUUGAAUAUAUGGCUGGGUCAGAUAUGACUUAUGGGGGUUUUAACUGGAAACUGAAUUUCCGCUGGUAUCCUGUCCCUCAAAGAGAAAUGGACAGGAGAAAAGGAGACAGAACAUUACCUGUCAGAUUUUUAGAGAAACACUGGUUUAAAGGAAGUAAAUCAGUUUGGCUAGCAGUUGUGGAAGAAAUUUUGGUUGUGCAAGAAUCUAGAGGCAAGAAGACCCUAAUUUCCAGCACUGUAAUACCUUAUACAGUUAUUGCCACAGAGUUCCAAAACCCCUAUCAG
Molecule: messenger RNA, 726 nt
Organism: Tupaia belangeri chinensis (Chinese tree shrew)
Lineage: Eukaryota; Metazoa; Chordata; Mammalia; Scandentia; Tupaiidae
Product: polypeptide N-acetylgalactosaminyltransferase 13-like
Exons: 6
Biological process (GO): protein O-linked glycosylation
Cellular component (GO): Golgi apparatus
Molecular function (GO): polypeptide N-acetylgalactosaminyltransferase activity
Source: RefSeq, a predicted model, not a curated record